CACCUUGUGCGUCAUCAAAAUGUCAAACAACAAAAACGAACAAAGCAAAAACAGAAAUUUGAACAUGUAAUUUUGUGAUUUAACUUAAAGCCACACUAUCAAAAUAGUGUUUAGGAAUGUUACGGAACAUUACGUUUUAACAGAACGAUCAAAUUGUAUUAGGGAUGGCUGAUGAAUAUUCGUCAUGGGUGGGUUUGAUUUACGUUUUCAAUUUAAUUGUGGGCACUGGUGCCCUUACUCUCCCCUCGGUGUUUGCCGGGGCGGGAUGGCUCUUAAGUACAAUUUUAGUGAGUCUUUUAGCACUGGUCAGUUUCAUAACAGUGACUUUUGUUAUUGAAACGAUGGCUUGUGCUAACGCCACAGUCCAUUGGAGACGCGUCCAGUCUCACAAAACUGAUGAAAGUGAAGUACCUGCUGACAGUGAUUCCGAACCUGAGAACACAACCGAAGAAACCGCCAUUAUGAGCAUAAACCGUCGAAGGAAGCGCUACUAUAAUCUAAAUACAAAGGUAGAAUUAGGCGAAAUGGCCAAACUCUAUUUUAAUAAAUUCGGCCAGUUGUUGUUUUACGUCUCACUGUGUAUUUAUCUAUACGGUGACUUAGCUAUUUACGCCACAGCCGUCUCGAAAACAAUAGUGGACCUCACCUGUAAGUCGUACAAUAACGAUACAGAAGAUUAUAGUACUAAGUGUUCCGAUUCGUUAAAUGUUGCAAAAAUUGACAUGUAUCGUAUAUUUGUGGCCAUUUUUGCGUUAUCGGUUGGUCCAUUCACUUAUUUUAAAGUCCAAAAAACCAAAUAUCUCCAGAUUGUUACAACAGCCCUGCGAUGGUCAGCGUUUGUUAUAAUGAUCACGCUGGCGUGUAUCAGAUUGUCAAAAAAUGGACAAGAAGGCCACCCUGAUUUGGUUCAUUUGAGCGGUGUUCCGAGCCUGAUUGGCUCAAGUAUUUAUAGUUUUAUGUGCCAUCAUUCGGUUCCUGGUCUAAUAGCGCCUUUUGCCAAUAAGCAGCAUGUUAUUCGCCAAAUCGGUUUGGAUUAUUUGUCGAUCUGCUGUUUUUAUUUGUUGUUAGCAAUGACUGGUUCUUUUGCGUUUGAAACUUUGGAUGACUUGUAUACGCUCAAUUUUAUUCCAACGGAAUCAGACGAUUCUGGCGUUUUUAUGGAAGUCAUAAAGUAUUUUCUGGGAGCUUUUCCCUUGUUUACGCUUUCUACGAGCUUCCCAAUUAUCGCAAUUACGCUACAGAAUAAUUUAAAGUCCCUGUUUCUUGAUAUUAACGUCAUGGAGAGAUAUAAUUUUUUUGUGCGGAGACUAGCGUUCCCUACACUUGCGGUGGUUCCCCCGAUUGUUGUGGCGUUUUCUACGCACAAUUUGAGGACUUUGGUGGCGUUUACAGGCUCAUAUGCUGGCGUUUUAAUACAGUAUAUUAUACCAGCUUGUUUGGUGUAUUUUGCUCGCCAACAUUGCGCAAGAAAUAUCGGGAAUUAUGACAAUAAAUAUUCUAGUCCAUUUAGACACGUCUUUUGGUUCACUUUUGUGAUAGGUUGGUCAAUAUUUUGCGUUAUUUUUGUCACGGCCAAUUUUAUUAUGCAGGAAAUACAUACAAAAUAGUUAUUAUUUUAUACUUGUACCAGGUGAAUCAACUUUUAUCCGCUGUCAUACUAUUUAGUGUGAAAACUCGGAAAAUGUGUAUGCUAGGGAGAAAUAAAUGCUAGGAGGCAAAAUAACGAGAUUUUCUGUACCCAAAAAUUUAGUACAGGGGAACAAAAAUGAGGGCGCUUCGAGCCCUAGUUCACUAGUUCAAUUUGUUCACUAAUUGCGUUGAGUAUCAAGCUGAGAUAUACUGAUGACUAAAGUUUUUACUUUACUUAAAUUAUAGAAUUAUUUAAAAUUAUUAGAGAAAUGUAAAAAGUAUAAUUUUUUUAUUUCAAUGCUCUAAAAUUUAAAGUUAUGUAAAGAGCACGAUAAGGGAUAUAAUGAUAAAAUGUAUAAUACAAUGGUAUUUUUUUGAAAUUUAUACAAAGUAAAAAUUAUAAGCUAUAAACAUUAAGCGUAAAAAAAAACUCAAAGGAGUAAAAUGCAUUUGUUUAUAGUUUUUACUCCUAUUAUUUAUUUUGUUACACGUUGAUUUCAUAUAGCUAGCACAUAGCUCCCAAGAAGGAAUUUCGUAUACGAGUAAAUAAAAAAUAAUCAAAAAGUAAGUAAAAAAUCGUGAAUUAGAAAAACGUUUAAACUUAAAAGGUUGACUUGGGAGCGUUAACAACUCGUUUUUUUAUAUUUAUUCACUUAUGUACACUUAUUUUACACUUAUUGACUAUUAACACUUCUACAAUAAUUAUCACACUUUGAAUACAAAUAUUUUUGUUUUAUUUUAUUUUUUAUUGUAACUUUAUUUUGACGAUAAUAUAAUAUAAAAAAUAGAGAAACCGUUUUUAAAAACUUUUUACAUAAUGUUAAUUUAAAUUAUUACAAGUUUUGUGAACAAUCAAAGAAAUACAAAAUCUGUACACAUUGUAGGUUUUAACAACAAACAUUAAACAUUUAUUUUGUGCUAAAAUAACAUAUUACAAUCUUGUACAUACGUUAACAGAAUACAUGGAAUAAUUAGUAUAGACGAAACUAAACAGAUGCUAAGGAAAAUAUUUUUCUGUAUUACUAUUUUAAAAAUCACUUUUAAGUAGUUUUAAGACAAGCAUUCAGUGGUUUUAGAAAACAAUGACAUUUUCGUGCCAUAAUACCUAAAAUUUCAAGAUCUUCAUGCUCAAUAUUUAAAGAUUCAUAAAAAACAUGUCAAUAAUUAUCAAUUGUUCUAAAUUUUUUUCAAGUAGUUUUAUUUUACCGCUUGAGUUGGAAUGUUGGAUCCAAUAAAUUACUAAUACAAAAUUAAAAAAAAUCUUAAGUUGCUAUUUAUUUUGCAUUGAAAAACGUCAAAAAUUUAUUUUGAAUUAAUUGCAAUUAAACGUUCUGUUAACACGGCCUUAAGGCCCGAUUUCUGGUACUAUUAAACUUCAGUUAAAUUUAUCUCUCCGAUUAUUAUGUUUCUAGAAACUGGGCCUAAUGACUCCAUUAGCAAAAGUUUGCCGCAGGGCGGUCUUUUUUAUUUUAAUUUCUCAUUGUUUAUAUACAGUUUUCUUUUUUACAAAUUGUUAACUAUUUCAAUUUAAAUCAAUCGUAUACGCAACGUUUUGAAAACGGCCGGUUUAUAGAAAGCUCAAUUAAAAUUUAAUGCGUUGUUAAUAGUUAAUUUUGAAGCAAGAAUGAAAGAAGGGGGUUUGAGUUUCUUUAUAAAAAAAUUAGAUACUAAUAAAUUGCUGAGUAAGUAAUAGUCAUUUUCUAAGUAAAAUAUUGUAAAUGCUAGGUAAAAUAAUCUAAUUGUUUGGCAGAAAUGCUUGGUAAAAUAUUUUAAAUGCUGGUAAGUGGUAUGAAGAUUUUUAAAUAAGAUUUGCUAAGAAAAAAAAAAUACGGCUUAUAAAAUGGUAUACCUUCUUAGAUAUUUCACACCCACUUUGCUGAGCUAAAUAUUUAAUAUGCUAGAUAUGGACUAAUUGAACCAAAAAAUCCAUCUUUUUAAAAAAGAUUUUUUAAGUGUUGGAAUGGACAAAUGUAGUGACAUAUUUAGUAGGAGGAAGUAAAAAGUGUUUGACUCUUGUUAUAGGCAAAAGGAUUUGCAUUGAUACAUUUUUUUCCUUUAAAUAUACGAAUUCCGAGUUCAGAGCAUUAUAGAGAAUCUUUUCAGUCCUCCAAAUGUAGAAACAAAAUGAAAAUUCAGGGCUUCCCCACAAGGAUACAUUAUUUGGUUUGAAGGUGAACCAUUUUCUUCAAAUGUAGGCUAAAAAUUUCAAUGUUUAUUGUUAUUUAGGAGUAAAUUUUUGGAGUAAAAAAACUUUUCUCAAAAAUGAUACGGCAAAUUACAAAAAUUUAAGAUUAUUUUUUUACUUCUAAAUAAAGCUAUUUUUUGAAAAAUUCUUUUACAUUAUUAUUCUCCACAAUCAUUUUUACCAUAAAUAAGAAUAAACACUGAAAUUUUUAGCGUGCAUUCGAAAAAAAAACGCAGUUCAAGGAGUGAUUUUCAGACCAAUGUAUCUUUGUGGGGAAGUCCCGAAUCUGUAUUUUUUUCGAUAUGUGAACUACUGGAGUAAUUCUCUACAACGCUUUGUACUGAAUUUGCAAAUUUUCAGACACUUGUAAAUAAUAGUAGUACUUAUGUUUUCACAAGCGUUUAUAAUUUUUAUUUAACGAUAUUAUUUUACGAUUUAUACUUAGGAACUUUUUUAAGCGUUUAAUUUUUGUGGAAGUCCCUUCAAUAAUCAAGGAACUUGUGAUUUUACCAUAUUUAUAAAAGAAUGUUAAUUAAGAAAAAAUCAAGGACUUAUUUCCUCGAAACUUUAGCCACAUUGGUGCGUUAAAUCACACAGUAUCGAUAAAGUAUAAUUGGGAUUAGAAUUAAUAAAGUAAAAAUGAAAAAACUAACUGUUGAACCCAACAAUUGAAAGGUUGAAAAAAAUGUAUAAAACUUUAUUAAAAGUUUAGUUUAACCAGAAAGGAGCGUCUUGAGAGAGAAUUGAUAAAAUUUGUUUCACCUGGUACAGUGUCAUGACUGAUUUUUAGAUUACAGAAGUGUAUUUUUGUAUACAAUAUUUGAUAAAUAAAGUUAUCAAGUUAA
Molecule: messenger RNA, 4659 nt
Organism: Tribolium castaneum (red flour beetle)
Lineage: Eukaryota; Metazoa; Arthropoda; Insecta; Coleoptera; Tenebrionidae
Exons: 3
Coding region: 165-1607 (480 amino acids)
Source: RefSeq, a predicted model, not a curated record